GGCACACCUCAAUUCAAGCUGUAGGUUCCUCUCUCUGCAUCUCAAGGCUCUCUGAGACAUCCGGGCUAAGCUGAAAAUGAAAUCACUGAGUGCUUGUCUCGUGUUGACCUCUUGCAUCCUCUGGGGCUCACUGAGUGUGGAGAUUAGGGAUGGAGAAAGGAGCUAUCCCCUAGAGGCUGUGAAAGCGUUGAAGGAGCUGAUCGACACAGAUGCCAUUGUUAACCCGCGGUUGAUCAACACCAACAUGGUCUCUGUCUGUAACAACCGUGUCUUGCCACAGGCCUUCUAUCCAGUGUGCCAGGGCAAAGAGGCAGCCAUGGUCUUCUCCAGGCUAGUGGAUGCCAUCACGUCUCCAGAUCUGUGUGAGAUCUGUGCCCACCCCGCCUGCUUUGGGUGUCUACCGUAAGACUGCCACCAUCUGUUACACAAUCCUCUGAAGCUUUCCUAUCUAAACCACACAUCUUCUUCAGAUCUGCAUCGUAUAUGAAGCCAGGGCAUGAAUAAGCCCAUCCUAUCCAUGUGCCAGGAGCCAUUGAUCGACAUAUUGCAUACACUUGAGGAAUGUUAUGUGUUUGAUGUUGUUUGAGCUGUACAGCCAAAAUCAAGUUAUUUAUAAUUCAGCAAAAGGCUUUAAAUGAACAGUAAUGUCCAGAUGUUCAUGACAUUUCCAUGGAUUACCAUGGAAUAUGGGAUAAAUUCACUGUAGAAACUGUGAAUCAUAAAUUUCUAUUGCUAAUCAAAUUGUGUCUAAUCUGUUGUCCCAUUUUUUCCACCAGACUGAAUGUCUUUAUACAUUUACUGUAAAAUGGGCUGAUUCUGUAAAUAUUUCGAAUUAUAUCUACUUUAUUGACACUGUU
Messenger RNA from Oncorhynchus nerka (sockeye salmon), 857 nucleotides. Its product is annotated as guanylin-like. The record is from RefSeq and is a predicted model, not a curated record. Gene Ontology annotation, molecular function: guanylate cyclase activator activity. The transcript is spliced from 3 exons. Gene Ontology annotation, cellular component: extracellular region. Lineage: Eukaryota; Metazoa; Chordata; Actinopteri; Salmoniformes; Salmonidae. Bases 77 to 406 code for a protein of 109 amino acids.